CCAAGUCAAGAACCAAGACGACGACGAGAUCUCUCCCAAAUUUCUAGGGUUUUUCUCCAGACGAUGCGAUCCGCGAUCCAAGCCUCAUAGCUUCCAAUGGAGCACCUCGAGGAUUUCGGGCAGCGGGUGGACCUCACCCGCCGAAUCCGUGAGGUUCUAGUGAAUUAUCCCGAAGGCACCACCGUGCUCAAGGAGCUAAUUCAGAACGCUGAUGAUGCUGGGGCGACCAAGGUUCGGCUCUGCCUUGAUCGCCGGUCGCAUGGCACUGAGACUCUGCUCUCUGAAUCGCUCGCGCAGUGGCAGGGGCCGGCGCUCCUCGCCUACAAUGAUGCUGUGUUUUCAGAGGAUGACUUCGUUAGCAUCUCGCGCAUUGGGGGCAGCAAGAAGCAGGGCCAAGCCUGGAAGACCGGCCGGUUUGGGGUUGGUUUUAAUUCAGUCUACCAUAUUACUGAUCUGCCAUCUUUUGUGAGUGACAAGUAUGUUGUCAUAUUUGAUCCACAAGGUGAAUACCUUCCAAAUGUUUCUGCUGCAAAUCCUGGAAAGCGUCUCAAUUAUGUUAGUUCGUCUGCUUUGCCACUUUUUAAAGAUCAGUUUGUGCCAUAUUGUGCUUUUGGAUGUGACAUGAAAAGCCCUUUCAAUGGGACUUUAUUUCGCUUUCCUUUGAGGAGUGCCGAUCAGGCAGCUGCCAGCAAGCUGUCUAGGCAGGCAUACUUGGAGGAUGACAUCUGUUCUAUGUUUAAUCAACUCUACAAGGAAGCAGUUUUCACUUUGUUGUUUCAAAAGAACAUAGUUUCUAUAGAAAUGUACAUAUGGGAAGCUGGUGAGAAGGAACCACAAAAGGUUUACGCAUGGUCCAUCAAUUCAAUGAAUGAAAAAACAGUGUGGCAUCGUCAGGCACUUCAACGCUUCUCUAGCUCAGCUGAAUUUUCUAACUGGCAGAUGGACUCCUUCUCAUUGGAUAUUUUGAGUGAGGCAGGCAUGGGAACAACUGUGGAGAAGAGAAUGGACACUUUUUUCUUGGUUCAGGGAAUGGCACCAAUAUCCAGCCAAAUUGGUGCUUUUGCAACUGCUGCUGCAAAGCAAUAUGAUCUUCAACUUCUUCCUUGGGCCUCUGUUGCAGCAUGCAUAUCUGAUAACUUAACUGAGGAUGAUGUCCUCAAACAAGGACAGGCCUUCUGUUUUCUCCCAUUGCCUGUAAGAACUGGAUUAGCUGUGCAAGUAAAUGGUUUUUUUGAAGUAUCUUCCAACAGACGCAACAUAUGGUAUGGAGCUGACAUGGACCGUGGUGGCAAACUCCGUUCUGAUUGGAAUAGACUUCUACUAGAAGAUGUUGUUGCUCCACUGUUUAGUGAAUUACUCCUUAACUUGCGCAAUGUCUUGGGUCCAACUAAGUUAUAUUAUUCUUUUUGGCCAAAUGGCUCAUUUGAGGAACCUUGGAGCAUUUUGGUGGAACAAAUAUACAAAAUUGUUUGUUCGACUCCAGUUUGCUACUCAAACUCUGAAGGUGGAAAAUGGAUAUCACCAUCAGAAGCAUUUAUUCAUGAUGAGGAGUUUUGUAAGAAUAAUCAUCUCUGCGAGGCCCUUGUGUUGUUGGGUAUGCCCAUUGUUCAUCUACCUAAACUCCUAGUUGAAAUGUUUUUCCGAUAUUGUACUCAUUUAAAGCAAAGACUGGUUAAUACUAUUACAGUACGACAUUUCCUUAAAAAAUGUGACACCUUGUUCGUGUUGCGCAGAUCACACAAAUUGGUUCUAGUUGAAUAUUGUCUCAGUGAUCUGAGCAAUGCCUGUGAUCAUAUUGAAGGUCUUCCUUUGCUUCCUUUAGCAAAUGGUGAGUUUGGACCCUUCUCUGUGUCCUCAAUGGGUUUCUCUUAUUUUUUGUGCAAUGAGAUGGAGUUCAAGCUGCUAAGUCUAGUUCCAGAUAGAAUUAUUGACUGCAAUAUCCCUACAAAUUUAUACAAUAGACUUUCUGAGAUAGCCUCUCAGGGUAAGACAAAUAUUACAUUCCUUGAUGGGCAAAGUUUUCUUCAGUUAUUUCCCCGGUUUUUCCCUGUAGAAUGGAAAUUCAAAUUCAGAGUUGCAUGGAAUCCAGAGUCUGACAUGAUGCAUCCUACUAGAACAUGGUUCAUGCUUUUCUGGCAAUACCUUCGAGAUCAAUGUCAUGAUCUGUCAGUAUACAGUGAAUGGCCUAUAUUGCCUUCUACUUCAGGGUACCUCUAUAGGGCCUCAGAAUCCUCAAAGCUGAUUAAUGCACAGCACUUAUCAGCUAUCAUGAAUGAGCUUCUUGUGAAGAUUGGCUGCAAGAUUCUUAACCCAAAAUAUGGGGUUGAGCAUCGACAACUAUUGCUUUAUGUUUAUGAUGGUGAUGCUGCUGGUGUUUUGAACUCAGUUUUUGACACUGUUUCUUCUGAUGUAAACCAAUUGCAGAUUCUUUUUCAAGAACUUUCUGUUGAUGAGAAAAAUGAGUUGCAUUCCUUCCUUCUCAACCCUGACUGGUACUAUGGACGCAAUUUAUCUGACAUCCAUAUAAAGAUGUGCAAACGAUUACCUAUUUAUAGAGUUCAUUGCGGAGGAUAUUCUGACGUCAUCCAAUUUUCUGAUUUGCAGAUUUCCCGCAAGUACUUGCCUCCUGUGGGCAUACCUGACCACUUGCUUGAUGGUGAGUUUCUCUUUUGUACUUCUGCAUCUGAAGAGGCUAUACUUGUCAAGUUUUACGGAAUGGAACACAUGCAAAAGACUACUUUCUAUAGACAGAAAAUUCUAAACAGGUUAGAUGAGUUGCAACCACAAGUUCGUGACAGUGUCAUGCUAUCCAUUCUGCAAGAUCUUCCUCAACUGGCUGUAGAAGAUUCUUCAUUUAAAGGAUAUUUAAGAAUUAUGAAAUUUGUUCCCACAAACAAUGGAAGUUUAGAAAGUCCUCAUUCUCUGUAUGAUCCUCGUAUGGAAGAACUGUAUGCACUUCUGGAGGAAUCAGAUUACUUUCCUUGUGAUAUGUUUCAAGAAGAACAUAUAUUGGACAUGCUAUUACUUUUGGGCCUUAGAACAUCAGUUUCAGCUGACACAAUUUUACAGAGUGCCCGUCAGAUUGAAUCUUUGAUUCAGAAGGAUCAGUCAAAAGCUUAUUUACGCGGUAAGGUUCUUUUGUCGUAUCUAGAAAUUAAUGCAUCCAAAUGGUCAUGUAAUCCACAUAAUGCUGGCCAAGGAUUAGUGAGCACCGUGUUGUCAAAAGUUGGACGCAGAUGUCAUGAUACGUCUUUGGAGGCAGAUCUGCAUAGAUUCUGGAAUGACCUAAAAAUGAUAUGUUGGUGCCCUGUUCUGGUUGAUGCACUGCAUCCUUCUCUACCAUGGCCUUCUGUUUCAUCUAUGGUUGCUCCACCUAAACUAGUUCGGCAACGUGGAGACAUGUGGCUGGUCUCUGCAAGCACGCGACUGCUUGCUGGUGAAUGUUCAUCAUGCUUGUCAGUUAGCCUGGGUUGGUCUUCUCCUCCUGGAGGAAGCAUCCUUGCUGCUCAACUUCUUGAGCUUGGCAAAGAUAAUGAGAUUGUGACAGAGCAAUUGCUUCGACAAGAAUUAGCCCUUGAAAUGCCAAGAAUAUACAAUUUGUUGACCAAUCUGAUUGGCUCAGAUGAAAUGGAUAUCGUUAAAGCUGUUCUAGAGGGUUGUCGGUGGAUCUGGGUGGGAGAUGGGUUUGCAACAGUUAAUGAAGUAGUUCUUGAUGGGCACCUUCAUCUUGCUCCUUAUAUACGUGUGAUUCCUGCUGAUCUGGCAGUAUUUAAGGCCUUGUUUUUGGAACUUGGUGUGAAGGAGUACUUGAAACCAAUAGACUAUGCCAACAUUCUUUCUAGAAUGGCAGUUAGGAAAGCUCUCAAUCCACUUGAUGGGGAAGAAAUUAGAGCAGCUGUAUUGGUUGUGCAACAUCUGGCUGAAGUUCAAUUUCAAGAUUUACCAGCUGAAAUCUAUCUACCUGACACAUCUUGUAGAUUGUUUCUGGCAACUGAUCUGGUAUUUAAUGAUGCUCCUUGGUUAUUUGAUAUUGGUGAACAUGCUUCUAGAGAUAUCCCUAAUUUUGCUUUUAAUUCUGCAACAUUUGUUCAUAAAUUUGCCCACAGCAACAUUUCAAAUGAUGUUGCUGAGAGACUUGGUGUCCGCUCACUUCGUCGACUAUUGCUUGCUGAGAGUUCUGAUUCAAUGAAUUUGAGUUUAUCAGGAGUAGCUGAAGCUUUUGGACAGCAUGAGGCAUUGACAACCAGGCUAAAACAUAUUGUUGAAAUGUAUGCAGAUGGGCCUGGAAUUCUUUUUGAGCUUGUCCAAAAUGCAGAGGAUGCACGAGCAUCUGAAGUGGUCUUUCUUUUGGAUAAAACUCAUUAUGGGACGUCAUCAAUUCUUUCUCCUGAGAUGGCUGAAUGGCAAGGACCUGCUCUUUACUGUUUCAACAAUUCUGUUUUUAGUUCGCAAGAUCUUUAUGCAAUCUCUCGCAUUGGUCAAGACAGUAAACUUGAAAAACCUUUCUCAAUUGGUAGAUUUGGGCUUGGCUUCAAUUGUGUUUAUCACUUUACAGAUAUUCCUGGUUUUGUUUCUGGUGAGAAUAUUGUAAUUUUUGAUCCUCAUGCCAAUUAUUUGCCUGGUGUUUCUCCAAGUCACCCAGGUUUGAGGAUUCGAUUUGUCGGAAGAAGGAUCUUAGAACAGUUUCCUGAUCAAUUCACACCAUUUUUGCACUUUGGCUGUAACUUACAACAUCCUUUUCCUGGAACCCUCUUUCGUUUUCCUCUCAGGAAUGAGGUUACAGCUUCUAGAAGCCAAAUUAAGCAGGAAAGAUAUACCCCUGGAGAUGUAGAAGCACUCUUUUCUUGCUUCAGUGAAGUUAUAUCCGAGGCCCUUCUUUUUCUUCGUAAUGUCAAAUGCAUAAGCAUUUUUGUGAAAGAUGGAUCUGGUCAUGACAUGCAACUAGUUCAUCGUGUUUCCAGGAAAAAGGUUGUCGGGCUUCAGCAAGAGCCCCAUUCACUCCAUCCCAUGCUCAACUUUGUUCAUGGAAACCAGCAAAGUGGAAUGGACAGGGAUCAAUUUUUGGACAAAUUGAGUAAAAUAGUGGACAAGGACUUGCCGUGGUAUUGCCAAAAGGUUGCUGUGGUGGAGCGUAGUCCGCUUUAUUGCAGAACACAUUUCUGGGUGAUAAGUGAAUGUAUAGGAGGUGGCAAAGCGAAAACCCAAGCUAUAACCUUAGGUAAAAGAUAUAAAAAUUUUAUUCCUUGGGCAUCUGUUGCUGCAUAUCUGCACUCUGUUGAUAUGAAAAAUGCGGAAGAAGUGUGCCAUAAUAUGAGUGAUGAGGAAGAAAUUGAUAUCAAUCAAUUUCAAUUGCCAGUGGAUUCGAAAUUUGAUAGGAAGGAAUUUGAAGGUCGGGCCUUUUGCUUUCUUCCUCUUCCCAUAAAUACUCGCCUUCCAGCACACAUUAAUGCUCAUUUUGAAUUAUCUUCUAAUCGAAGAGACAUCUGGUUUGGUAAUGACAUGGCAGGGGGUGGCAGAAUACGAUCUGAAUGCAAUGUUUGCCUUCUAGAAGAUGUUAUUGGUCCCGCAUACGGUCAUCUGCUUGCAGUCCUUGCAGAAGAAAUUGGUCCAUGUGAUCUAUUUUUUUCUUUAUGGCCAACUGAUGUAAAACUGGAACCAUGGGCAUCCAUGGUGCGGAAGCUUUAUUUGUCCAUCAUUGAUCUUCAAUUUCCUGUCUUAUAUACCAAAGCUAGAGGUGGGAAAUGGAUAACAACAAGACAAGCCAUAUUUCCUGAUUUUAACUUUCCUAAGGUCACUGAGCUUGCAGAAACAUUAUCUGAAGUUGGUUUGCCUUUGGUCUGUGUCUCAAAGCAAGUUGUUGAUAGAUUCAUGGAGGCAUGCCCAUCAUUGCAUUUUCUAAGCCCUAAUUUGUUAAGAUCCUUGUUGAUCAGACGCAAGCGUGAAUUUAAGAGCAAAGCUGCAGUACUUAUGGCAUUGGAGUACAGCUUGAGUGACAUGAAUGGAUCCAAACUCUCUGCUAAUCUGCAGGGUUUACCUUUGGUUCCUUUGGCUAAUGGCCAUUUCACAACUUUCAGCAAGCAGGGAGAAGAUGACAGAAUCUUUGUUGCAAACCAAAAGGAAUAUGAUCUUCUUAAGGACUCUAUUCCUCACCUUCUUUUAGACUGUUCUAUUCCUGAUGAAAUUUUUAAAAAACUUCAUGAUUUGGCUCAUUCUGGAGAGUCAAAUCUAUCUCCAUUAACAUGUCAUGCUCUUGUGGAACUCUUGCCUAGGAUCUUACCAAUUGAAUGGCAGUAUGCAAGGCAGGUGUCUUGGUCUCCUGGUCACCUUGGACAACCAAGUUCGGAAUGGAUGAGAUUGCUGUGGAGUUAUUUGAAGGAAUCAUGCACUGAGCUUUCAAUGUUUUCCAAGUGGCCUAUAUUGCCUGUUGGGAAUGACUGCCUCUUGCAGCUUGUUGAAAAUUCAAAUGUCAUCAGAGAUGAUGGUUGGAGUGAGAACAUGAUUUCACUCUUGCAGAAAUUAGGUUGUUUUUUCUUGAGAUCAGACCUGCCAAUAGAUCAUCCACAGUUGAAAAAGUAUGUGCAGGACGCCACAGCAAGUGGUGUUCUAAAUGCUGUGGGAGCAGUUGCUCAUCAAGUGCAGGAUAUUGACAAGUUGUUUAUGAAUGCCUCUAGAGGAGAGUUGCAUGAACUGAGAAGUUUCAUAUUCCAGUCUAGGUGGUUUUCAGGUGGCCAGAUAAAUUCUCAGCACACUAAUAUCAUUAGAAUUCUCCCUAUCUUUGAAUUUUAUGGAACUAAAGAGCUUGGUAAAUUGGGUAAUUCCAGAAAAUGGCUUAAACCAGUUGGUGUAAAUGAUGAUCUUCUGGAUGCAAAUUUUAUUCAGACUGAGUCUGAGAGGGAAAAGAGCAUUUUGAAAGGUUAUUUAGGUAUACAGGAGCUUUCAAAAGCUGAGUUUUACAAGGAUUAUGUCCUCAACCGCAUGUCAGACUUCCUUUCACACUCAAAUCUUCUUUCUGCAAUUCUUGUUGAUGUGGAGCUUCUGAUAGAAGAUAAUCCAGCCAUCAAAAAUGCAUUGUCUGAGACAACUUUUGUUUUAACAGCCAAUGGGUCUUGGCAACACCCAUCCAGGCUUUAUGAUCCGCGUGUGCCUGGCUUACAGAAUUUGCUACACAAAGAGGUUUUCUUUCCUUGUGAUAAGUUUUUAAACGCUGAAAUACUUGAGACGCUGGUCAGCCUUGGGCUUAGAAGAACCUUGGGUUUUACUGGCUUACUCGAUAGUGCCCGGUCCAUUUCAAUGAUGCAUGACUCAGGGAAUAUGGAUGCUCUCACUUAUGGCCAGAAAUUGCUUGCUUAUAUGAAUGCUCUAGGGUGCAAGCUUGAUAGUGAAAAAAAGGGACAAAGAACAACUAGCAUGUUACUAGAAAAUGAUGAUAAAUCUCAUGGUAUGCGUGUGCAAUCGGAGAACCAUGAAUGCAAGCCUUGUGCAUAUGACCAGGAUCUGGUAUCUCAUCUUUCAGAUUUUUCUUAUGAUAUGUCAGAGGAUGAAUUUUGGCUGAAGAUCAAAACUAUAGCAUGGUGUCCUGUUUUAAUUACCCCGCCAGUUGAAGGAGUCCCAUGGUUUACCUCAGAUUAUCGCAUCGCACCUCCAAAUAUCACGAGGCCUAAGUCUCAGAUGUGGACUGUGUCAUCUAAAAUGCGAAUAUUAGAUGGUGAAUGCUGCACAACUUACCUACAAUGCAAGCUUGGAUGGAUGGAUUCACCUAAUGUGGGUGUCUUGUGCACUCAAUUAAUUGAGCUCUCCAAGUCCUAUCAACUGCUCAAGUUGCUUUCUAAACAAGAACCUCGUUUAUAUUCUGCACUUGAGAGGGAAAUCCCCCAAAUUUAUUCAAAAUUGCAAAAUUUUGUUGGUACGGAUGAUUUCAAAGAUAUAAAAGAAGCACUGAAUGGCAUUCCAUGGGUAUGGGUGGGUGAUAAUUUUGUCUUGGCUGAAGCACUUGCUUUUGACUCACCUGUGAAAUAUCAUCCUUACUUGUAUGUUGUUCCAUCAGAACUGUCAGAAUUUAGAGUAUUGCUUUUAGACUUGGGAGUAAAGCUAACAUUAGACACCUCAGAUUACUUGCAUGUUCUGUGGCGUUUGCAACAUGACUUAAAAGGGGAACAACUGACGGCUGAGCAGUUAAAUUUUGUUCAUUGUAUCCUGGAAGCUUUUGCUGAAGCUUCUUCUGAGAUAAAUGCAUCUGAUGCAGUUUUAAAUUCAAUAUUGAUUCCUGAUAUAUCUGGUGUCCUGAGAUGUACUUUGGAUCUGGUUUAUAAUGAUGCCCCAUGGAUGGACAAUGGAAAGCCAGCUGACAAGUAUUUUGUUCAUCCAUGUAUCAGUGAUGAUUUAGCAAAGAAGCUGGGGGUGCAAUCUCUUUGUUUCCUGUCUUUGGUUGAUGAGAAAUUGACAAGAGAUCUACCAUGCAUGGAUUAUGCUAGGAUUUGUGAGUUGCUCACAAUGUAUGGAGACAACGAGUUUCUAUUAUUUGACCUUCUAGAGCUAGCUGAUUGCUGCAAGGCGAAGAAAUUGCACAUUAUAUAUGAUAAAAGGGAACAUCCUCGACAAUCUUUGCUCCAGCAUAAUUUUGGUGAGUUUCAAGGUUCUUCUUUGACGGUUGUUCUAGAAGGUGCAACUUUGAGUAUGGAAGAAAUAUGUGGUUUCCAGCAUUCUCCUCCAUGGAAGAUUCAGGGCAAUGCUCUUAACUAUGGUCUCGGGCUACUUAGCAGUUACUUUAUAUGUGAUUUCUUGACCAUUAUUUCAUCUGGCUACUUCUACAUGUUUGAUCCCCUUGGUUUGGCUCUUGCUGCAUCCUCAAGUGCUGGUCCCUCAGCAAAGUCAUUCUCUUUAUCAGGCACUGACUUGACUCGGAGAUUUCAUGACCAAUUUAUCCCAAUGAUCAUUGACAAGGAAACCCAAUUGGUGUCAUCUGAUUCCACAGUUAUUCGCAUGCCUUUAUCAGUGAAAUUUAUGAAUGAACUUGAGACUGGUGGUAAUAGAGUGAUGAAGAUUUUUGACCGUUUCAUUCAUCAAGCAUCAUCAACACUUCUGUUUUUGAAGUCCGUUUUGCAGGUAUCAAUAUCAUCAUGGGAGAAGGGGAACUUGCAGCCUUCCUUGGAUUUUUCUGUUUCUAUUGAUCCAUCAUUUGCUAUUAUGAGGAAUCCUUUUUCGGAAAAGAAAUGGAGAAAGUUCCAGAUAGCUAGGUUAUUCAGCAGUUCUUCUGCAGCAAUCAAAACACAUGUAAUUGACGUUCAUGUUAGCCGAAGUGGAAGCAACACCACGGAUAAAUGGUUGGUUGUGCUUUGCUUGGGAUCAGGACAAACAAGAAACAUGGCUCUGGAUAAGCAGUAUCUUGCUUACAACUUGACCCCAGUUGCUGGAAUUGCAGCUUGCGUAUCUCAAAAUAGACAGCCAAUAAGUGCGCAUCUUUCAAGCUGUAUGCUGUCACCUCUCCCCUUAUCUGGAAAUAUAAGCUUGCCAGUUACUGUUCUCGGAUGCUUUCUUGCAUGCCACAAUGGUGGGCGCUAUCUUUUCAGUAAUGCACGCACAGUGGGUUUUCAGAAACAACAAAGUCAUUCCAGGAAUCAGUUAAUUGAAUCUUGGAACAAAGAAUUGUUAUUAUGUGUUCGUGAUUCAUACAUUGAGAUGGUUAUGGAAUUUCAAAAGCUUAAGAAGGAUCCUUUGACAUCAGACAUUGAGUCAAGUUCAGCCCGUCUUGUGAGUUACAUUUUGCGUGCUUAUGGUGACAAAAUUUAUUCAUUCUGGCCCAGAUCUAAGAAGCGAUCAGCGUUUCCUGUUCAAGUUGGGGAUUCUGCUAAUGAUUCAAAUCCAUUUAAAGCUACUGAAGCAGAUUGGGAAUCUUUAAUUGAACAAGUAAUAAGACCAUUCUAUGCACGCCUUGUUGAUCUUCCUGUCUGGCAGCUUUACAGUGGAAAUGUUGUUAGAGCUGAUGAAGGUAUGUUUCUUUUUCAACCUGGAAAUGGUGAAGACAAUGACUUUCCACCUGCUGAGGUUUGCAACUUCAUCAAGGAACAUUAUCCAGUUUUUUCUGUGCCUUCUGAAUUGGUUAGUGAAAUUCAGGCUGUUGGAGUUAAAGUGAGAGAAAUCAAGCCUAAGAUGGUUCGGGAUCUGCUCAAGGUUUCUACUCUUUUACUUCAAUUUGUUGACGCAUAUGUGGAAGUGCUUGAUUACUGCUUGUCAGAUAUUCACCUUCAGCACUUGUCGGAACAUUUAAGAAGUGCAAUGGGAGAGGCCAGGACUUCAUAUGCUUUAGAGAGUAUGCCUACUCAGAAUUUAAAUUCAUCUAUAAUAUUGGCAACGUCAUCAAGUUCACAUACAAGGAGAUCUAAUCAUAGUGGUGCACAGAGCUCAGCAAGUUCAGGGGUUGACACACUUGAAAUUGUGUCAAGCUUGGGCAGGGCAUUAUAUGAUUUUGGCCGUGGAGUAGUUGAGGAUAUAAGCGUGGCAGGAGGCCUACAAAUUCAGAAGACUGCUGAAGCAGGUAGCACCAUUGUUGCUGAUCAGUCAAUUUUAUUAAUGGCUACUGAGCUCAAGGGUGUGCCAUUUCCAACUUCAUCAAAGUGUCUUGUAAGGCUGGGGACAACUGAACUUUGGAUUGGGAGCAAGGAGCAGCAAGAAUUGAUGCAUCCACUUGCAGAAAACUUUAUCCACCACAGGUGUUUAGAUAAACCAACUUUGACCGAGUUACUCUCCAACCCAACUCUUCAAAAUUUGUUAAAAUUGAGAAGCUUCUGUCCUCGACUUCUUGCUAGCCAUCUCAAGUUUCUUUUUCCUGAACGAUGGGUGAGCCAUGUCAUGAACCAUAAGCUGAUGCCUUGGGUUUCAUGGGAAAGAAGUCCAGAGUCAAGGAGUGAUGAACCUGAUCCUGAAUGGAUACGACUCUUCUGGAAAACAUUUUGGACUUUGAAGGGUGAAUUUUCUCUGAUAUCUGAUUGGCCUUUAAUUCCAGCUUUCUUAAAUAGGCCAAUAUUAUGUCGUGUAAAACAAUACCAGCUGGUAUUUUGUCCCCCAAUUACUGAUACAACUGUCGAUAAUGGAGUUUCUAACUUAAACAAUGAAGGAUCUGAGAUGCUAAAUUCUUCUCAGAGUGACACCACUCAAUCUGAGGAAGUGAAGUUAUACCGCAGUGAAUUUGAGUUGAUGAAAUUGAGGAAUCCAUGGCUACUACACCUCUUAAAUCAGUUUAAUGUGCCUGUAUAUGAUGUGUCCUUUUUGGACCUCGGUGCAUUUUGCAGUAUUUUUCCUGCACCCAAUCAUUCACUUGGCCAGAUAGUUGUAUCCAAACUGCUUGCUAGUAAACAGAAUGGUUAUCUUACUGAGCCUACAGAUUUAUCAAGUGAAGAUCGUGAUAGAUUGUUUGAUCUGUUUGUGUCUGACUUUAGACCUUCCACUUCAUAUGUGUACAAAAGAGAAGAACUAGAUUUUCUUAGAGAACUUCCUAUCUAUAAAACAGUUUUGGGAACUUACACCCGAUUGUAUGGCCCUGAACAAUGUAUUGUUUCUCCAACUGGAUUCUUUCAUCCUAAUGAUGAGCGGUGUCUGUCAAGUUCAGCAGAGGCAGGCAUAUUUUUCCAUGCUCUUGGAGUUAAAGAGUUGAGUGAUCAGGAAGUAUUUCUAAAAUUUGCAUUGCCUGGAUUCGAAGGAAAAGGUCCAGAUGAGCAAGAAAAAAUUCUUUCUUAUCUAUACACAAAUUGGAAGGAUCUGCAAUUAGAUUCUAAUAUAGUAACCAGUUUGAAGGAGACCAACUUUGUGUUAAGCGCAAAUGAACAGUGCAAGGACUUGUUUAAACCAAGAAACCUACUUGAUCCCUCUGAUUCUCUACUGGCAUCAGUGUUCUCUGGAGAGCGUAACAAGUUUCCUGGGGAAAGGUAUAUGUCAGAUGGCUGGCUUCAUAUACUGAGGAAAACAGGUUUAAGAACAUCCUCUCAAGCAGAUGUGAUUGUUGAAUGUGCAAGAAAACUGGAGACUCUGGGGAGUCAAACCAUGGCACAUGUGGAAGAUUCUGAUGAUUUUGAAGCCGAAUUUUCUGGUGCCCACAAUGAAAUUUCUUUUGAGAUAUGGUCCUUGGCUGGAUCUGUUGUGGAUUGUUUAUUUGCAAACUUUGCAACUUUAUAUGACAACAAUUUCUGUGAGAUGAUUGGUAAGAUUGCAUUUAUUCCUGCUGAGAGAGGCUUCCCAAGUAUUGGUGGUAAAAGAGGUGGGAAGAGGAUACUGACUUCUUAUAGGGAUGCAAUCUUGUUAAAGGAUUGGCCUCUUGCCUGGAGUGUUGCUCCCAUUCUAAUUAAAGAAAGUUUCAUCCCUCCUGAAUUUUCUUGGGGAGCCUUCCACCUUAGGAGCCCUCCUGCCUUUUCUACUGUUUUGAAGCACCUGCAGGUUGUUGGGAGAAAUAAUGGUGAGGAUACACUUGCACACUGGCCAACUACAUCAGGCAUGAUGACAGUUGAUGAUGCUUGUGUUGAAAUUUUGAAGUACCUGGAAAAAGUUUGGGGAACACUGUCUUCUUCAGAUAUAUUAGAGUUGCAGAGACUGUCAUUUGUGCCAGUUGCAAAUGGCACUCGCUUGGCAACUGGAAAAUGUCUCUUUGCACGUCUAACUAUUAAUCUCUCACCAUUUGCAUUCGAACUGCCUGCCCUGUAUCUCCCAUUUGUGAAGAUCCUAAAGGAGAUGGGGAUGCAAGAGAUUCUUUCCAUCAUGCAUGCAAGGGACUUUCUUUCAAAUAUCCAAAAAUUGUGUGGAUAUCAGCGUCUAAAUCCGAAUGAAUUUCGUGCUGUUAUGGAAAUUUUGAACUUUAUUUGUGAUGGAGGAAGUCAGAAAGGAUCGGUUGGAACAGAAUGGGUGUGUGAUGCAAUAGUACCAGAUGAUGGAUGCAGGCUUGUCCUUGCAAGGUCAUGUGUCUAUAUGGAUUCUUAUGGGUACCAUUUCAUUGGUAACAUUGAUACCUCCAGGUUAAGAUUUGUGCAUCCAGAGCUUGCAGAAAAUAUAUGUAUGGCCUUGGGAAUCAAAAAGCUCUCUGAUGUCGUUGUUGAGGAAUUAGAUGAAAGCUUGCAAUUAGAGGUUGUGGAUCAGAUUGGGUCUGUCCUGGUGCAUAAAAUAACAGAUAAGUUGUUGAGCAAAUCAUUUCAGGAUGCUGUCUGGAUCUUGAUGAAUAGCAUAACCAAUCACUUUCCUUCAUUUGAUGGCCGGAAUUUGUGUCAGAUACAAAGCUCACUUAGACAUGUGGCAGAGAAAUUGCAAUUUGUUAGGUCCCUCCACACUCGCUAUCUUUUGCUUCCAAAGUAUGUGGACAUUACAAGAAUAACAAAAGUUUCUGUUAUUCAAGAAUGGGAAGGAAGUACCGGGCACAGAGUUGUUCAUUUUGUGGACAAAACCCACAGCCGUAUCUUGGUUGCAGAUCCUCCUAGUUGUAUAUCCCUGUAUGAUGUCAUCGCUGUUGUGGUGAGCCAGGUACUAAGGGCACCAACAGUAUUACCUAUUGGGCUGCUUUUUUCAUGCCCUGAAAAUUCAGAUAAGGCACUUCUGUCUUUGCUUAAUCUUGGGUCUGAAGGAGGAGUUGUGAAGUCUUCAGGAAAGAAUAAACUUUUAGUUGGAGAAGAACUGUUACCCCAGGAUGCUCUUCAGGUGCAAUUCCUUCCUCUACGGCCUGUCUACAGUGGAGAAUUAGUGGCAUGGAAGACAUUGAAAAAUGGGGAGAAACUUAGGUAUGGUAGAGUCUUGGAAGAUGCAAGGCCUUCAGCUGGUCAGGCACUUUACAGGUUUCCUGUGGAAAUUGCACCCGGAGAGAAUCAAGCAUUGCUUUCUUCUCAAGUUUUCUCAUUUAAAAGUGUUUCAACAAUAGAAUUGGCUUCCUCAUCAUCCUUGCCAGAAAGAAGUGAGAGUGAGACCCAAAAUUUGACGCAGCAUAGCCAGACAUCUGAAGCUCGUGGCAAAGGGAUACCAGUUUCUAAGAAUGCCCAAGAGCUGCAGUACGGCAGAGUAUCUGCUUCUGAACUAGUGCAAGCAGUUCAAGACAUGCUUUCAUCUGCUGGAAUUAAUAUGGAUGCUGAGAAGCAGUCGCUAAUACACACCACUCUCACUCUGCAAGAACAGCUCAAAGAAUCUCAGGUGGCCCUUUUGGUUGAGCAGGAAAAAGCUGAUGCUUCCUCCAAAGAAGCAGACGUAGCCAAGGCAGCAUGGGUAUGCAGGGUCUGUCUUAACAAUGAGGUGAAUGUUACAAUUGUACCUUGUGGCCAUGUUUUGUGCCAGAGAUGCUCGGCUGCUGUUUCUAGGUGCCCAUUUUGCCGUGCCCAGGUCUCUAAAAUCAUGAAAAUAUUCCGUCCAUGAAGUCCCUCGCUCCUAAUAUCCGCACUCCGCAGGUAUUUUCAGACUUGGAUCUUGCAAUAUGAAGUUAUCUGCUUGAGAUGUUUUAACAUAUUUGGCAAAACAAUUACAUACUAUCUGUGCAGGCACUAUAAUUUCAGGAGAUAUUGCCUGAAAAAUUGUUCUUAUUGAAUGAAGAUUGUACAGAGUUAGAAACUCAGUAGUGUGAAUACAAGUUAAGAUUGAAAAAAGAUCAUGUAAAGUUUCCAGGAAUUUUAAAUUAAAAUUUAAUGAAAAAGAAUCCAUUUUUCAGCA
Molecule: messenger RNA, 14661 nt
Organism: Dioscorea cayenensis subsp. rotundata (Guinea yam)
Lineage: Eukaryota; Viridiplantae; Streptophyta; Magnoliopsida; Dioscoreales; Dioscoreaceae
Product: sacsin
Exons: 13
Coding region: 97-14370 (4757 amino acids)
Molecular function (GO): Hsp70 protein binding
Source: RefSeq, a predicted model, not a curated record